ACAGAGGAGCCUGGGUGCCUCAUUUCUGAAGUGAGACUAGGAAGAGAAGAUGAACAAUUCCCUGGAUUAUCUAGCCUACCCUGUAAUCGUCUCUAAUCACAGACAGAGCACAACCUUCAGGAAGAAACUGGACUUUGGCCACUAUGUAUUUCAUAAGAAUAGAAUACAAAUAGUGAAGGCGACCGUCGAUACAAAACCUCCAGUGGCGCACACACAUCACAUUUUGAAACUGAGCAAACUACAGGGUGAACAGAAGCGAAUUGACAAAAUCGAAUAUGAAAACAAACAACUGUGUCAGAAGAUUGCAAAUGCCCAUCGUGGUCCUGCCAAGGUGGAUUGCUGGAACGAGUAUUUUUCCAAGAGCUUAAACAGAGAAACAAGGAACCGGGAACUCGUGAGAAUCACCGUGGAAAACCAGGGCAUUCUGAAGAGGCUUGGUGAUCGCAAACCCCACUAUGACCGCAGGUUGUCCGAGAUGGACUGGCAGAAUUCAAGGCGCUACAUCAAAAAUACAACAAGAUAUCUUCUCUCCCGAGAUGAAUAGGUUCCUCACCAUGGAAAAGAUACAAGAGAAAGCCCUAGGAUUUCUUAGCUGCUUAGAAUUUCAAGACACUCCUAAGUGGCUGAAUGCUUAAUCUUAGGAUGCUACAAUAAAGCUUGGAACAUAAAAUGA
Messenger RNA from Mustela erminea (ermine), 673 nucleotides. RefSeq names its product CFAP97 domain containing 1 (gene CFAP97D1). Bases 50 to 544 code for a protein of 164 amino acids. NCBI's taxonomy places the organism in Eukaryota, Metazoa, Chordata, Mammalia, Carnivora, Mustelidae. Gene Ontology annotation, biological process: sperm axoneme assembly. The transcript is spliced from 6 exons. The record is from RefSeq and is a predicted model, not a curated record.